AUGCAGCCGCGCGGCGAGCGCCCGGCCGGCAGAACGCAGAGCCCGGAGCACGGCAGCCCGGGGCCGGGACCCGAGGCGCCGCCGCCGCCGCCGCCGCCGCCGCAGCCGCCCGCCACCGAGGCCGAGCGUGCACGGGCCCGGCAGACCCGGCCCACAGCCCCCAUGGAGGGCAUGCAGCUGCUGAGCCGGGAGGGCCACACCGUGUCCCACAACUCCAAGCGGCACUACCAUGAUGCCUUCGUUGCCAUGAGCCGCAUGCGACAGCGCGGCCUCCUGUGUGACAUCGUUUUGCACGUGGCCGCCAAGGAGAUCCGAGCUCACAAGGUGGUGCUGGCCUCCUGCAGCCCCUACUUCCACGCCAUGUUCACAAAUGAGAUGAGCGAGAGCCGCCAGACCCACGUGACGUUGCAUGACAUCGACCCUCAGGCCUUGGACCAACUGGUGCAGUUUGCAUACACGGCCGAGAUUGUGGUGGGCGAAGGCAACGUGCAGACUCUGCUCCCGGCUGCCAGCCUUCUGCAGCUGAACGGCGUCCGUGACGCCUGCUGCAAGUUCCUGCUGAGUCAGCUUGACCCCUCCAACUGCCUGGGCAUCCGGGGCUUUGCCGACACACACUCGUGCAGCGACCUGCUCAAGGCAGCACACAGGUACGUGCUGCAGCACUUCGUGGACGUGGCCAAGACCGAGGAGUUCAUGCUGUUGCCACUAAAGCAGGUGCUGGAACUGGUCUCUAGUGACAGCCUGAACGUGCCUUCAGAGGAAGACGUCUAUCGUGCCGUCCUGAGCUGGGUCAAGCACGACGUGGAUGCCCGGAGGCAGCACGUCCCGAGGCUGAUGAAGUGUGUGCGUCUGCCCCUGCUGAGCCGGGACUUCCUCCUGGGCCAUGUGGAUGCUGAGAGCUUGGUGAGGCACCACCCUGACUGCAAGGACCUGCUCAUCGAGGCCCUCAAGUUCCACCUGCUGCCAGAGCAGAGAGGUGUCCUGGGCACAAGCCGCACUCGGCCCCGACGCUGUGAGGGUGCUGGCCCCGUGCUCUUCGCUGUGGGUGGCGGGAGCCUGUUCGCCAUCCAUGGCGACUGUGAGGCCUACGACACACGCACGGACCGUUGGCAUGUGGUGGCCUCCAUGUCCACACGCCGAGCCCGAGUGGGCGUGGCGGCAGUUGGGAACCGGUUGUACGCAGUGGGCGGUUACGACGGGACUUCAGAUCUGGCCACCGUAGAGUCGUACGACCCUGUGACCAACACCUGGCAGCCCGAGGUGUCCAUGGGCACGAGGCGCAGCUGCCUGGGUGUGGCUACCCUGCACGGGCUCCUGUACGCAGCCGGUGGCUACGACGGGGCCUCGUGCCUCAACAGUGCCGAGCGCUAUGACCCCCUGACCGGAACGUGGACGUCCAUCGCCGCCAUGAGCACCCGCAGACGAUAUGUCCAUGUUGCUAUGCUUGAUGGCAACCUAUAUGCAGUGGGCGGUUACGACAGCUCCUCGCACCUGGCCACUGUGGAGAAGUAUGAGCCCCAGGCGAACACGUGGACGCCGGUGGCCUCCAUGCUGAGCCGGCGCAGCUCGGCGGGCGUGGCGGUGCUGGAGGGAGCCCUCUACGUGGCUGGCGGCAACGACGGCACCAGCUGCCUCAACUCUGUGGAGAGAUACAGUCCCAAGGCCGGUGCCUGGGAGAGUGUGGCGCCCAUGAACAUCCGAAGGAGCACCCACGACCUGGUGGCCAUGGACGGCUGGCUGUAUGCCGUGGGGGGCAACGACGGCAGCUCCAGCCUCAACUCCAUCGAGAAGUACAACCCGAGGACCAACAAGUGGGUGUCCGCGUCCUGCAUGUUCACUCGGCGCAGCAGCGUGGGCGUGGCGGUGCUGGAGCUGCUCAACUUCCCGCCUCCAUCCUCGCCCACGCUGUCCGUGUCGUCCACCAGCCUCUGA
Messenger RNA from Pipistrellus nathusii (Nathusius's pipistrelle), 1932 nucleotides. Lineage: Eukaryota; Metazoa; Chordata; Mammalia; Chiroptera; Vespertilionidae. The record is from the annotation of a GenBank genome assembly.